UCAGUACACCAAAUCCCCUUUUCCCUUCUGCCUGCUGUGAGGGCACAUCCCAACCCUGGAGGAUGGGGCAGCUCACUGUCCCCAUGUCUGUGCCUGGACUGCCAGUUUCUGCCAGACCACGUCACAGAUGCCACUGUAAGAUCCUGGUCCCCACCUUCACCAGGGACUUAGGCCUGCUAGGAAAUUAAAUGUUUUCCUCCUCAGCACUCCUGCUCUCCACGGUGGCUCUGUCCAACCUUCUCAACAUGCAAAUCUCCAACUUUAUAGUCAGCUACGUCCCUGCUUGUCCCUCGCUGUCGGCAGACCAUCCUUUCACCACUAAUAAAAUGGUCAUUUCCAGGCUGUGCCCUCUUCUUCCCACUGCCCCUCUGCAAAUCUGCCCAUUCUUGGAUCCUUUCUUAUUUUUCUGUUGAUGGUGCAAAAAGUAUCCCCCUCACUUCCUGAAAAUCAGUUUCUCUCCCACCUCCUGUUUCCACCUCUGCCCUGGUGUUUCUUUAUCAUAAGGAUUUGCCAAUGCUCACGUCUUUCCCGUCUUAAAAACAGAAUACAAUGGACACCGUGAAACCCUUACCUUCCCUGAUGCCCUGCACUUUGGCUACUACUUUCUGUCUCCUUCCCUUUGAUGAAACGUCUGGAGAGGAUAUUCUCCUUUCUGGUUUGUACUUCGUUCCCUACUGCUGGAUGACAAAUUAUCAUAAAUGUAGUGGCUUAAAAUGACAUGCAUUUAUUAUCUCACCAUUUCUGUGGGUCAGGAAUCCAGGCCUAGCAUAUCUGAGUUCUGUGCUUCAGGCUGUGGUCCAUGGGUGUACAGGGCUGUGGUCUCAUCCGAGGCUCACCUGGGGAAGAAUUGCUUCUAAGCUCACGGAGGUUAUUGGCAGAAUUCAUUUCUUUGCAGUCAUGGGGCUUAAGUUGCCCUCUGUUCCUACGGGUCCCUGUACUUCAUGGUCCAUGGGGUUCCACUUACUUCAUGGCAGCUCCUGACAGCUGACGGCCCGUCUGAGGACAGUGACCUCAAGGACGCCUAUCUCAUUCCGAGAAACAUCAUGGCUGAGCCAGACUACAUGGAAGAUGACAAUCCGGAGCUAAUUAGGCCUCAGAAACUAGUCAAUCCUGUCAAAACAUCCCGCAACCAUCAGGAUCUUCACAGGGAACUUCUCAUGAAUCAAAAAAGGGGUCUUGCCCCUCAGAAUAAGCCAGAACUGCAAAAGGUGAUGGAAAAGAGAAAACGAGAUCAAGUAAUAAAGCAGAAAGAAGAAGAAGCACAAAAGAAGAAAUCUGACUUGGAAAUAGAACUAUUAAAACGGCAGCAGAAGCUGGAGCAGCAUGAACUUGAGAAGCAGAAAUUGCAAGAAGAACAAGAAAACACCCCAGAGUUUGUGAAGGUUAAAGGCAAUCUCAGGAGAACAGGCCAAGAAGUGGCCCAAGCGCAGGAGUCGUAGGCCUGGGCCACAGAGACCGCGCGCCCAGCACACCACACGGGGAGGCCGUGUGCAGGUGUCUCCGCAGCACUUAAGCUCAGGGCAGAAGCCCCUGGAGAGAACCCCAGCCAGCAGAGAAUUGUUACUUUAAAAAGGAUUUGGUUUUGGUUUUCCUACAAUCUGGGUGGAUAAAUGACCUGUGACAGUUGAUUUCUAUUCGCCAAAUGAAGGACGUUGACCAGCACUUAAGUUGGGAUAAGUGAACCUGUGUUCAGAGACUUAAAAAAAACAAAAACAAAACCACAACAGCAAAAAAGAAAGAGGACACUGGAAUAAAUUCUUCAGAAUUGCACUACUUGGUUUUUCUUUCAGUCCAAGUUUAGUGGGGCAGAGAGCCUUUCUCCUUCUAAAAUCUAAAACAAAAAACAAAAAAACAAAACAUGUUUUGUUUUUUCCUUUAAGUAUCUGCUAGAUAAUUUAGAUCACAUAGAAAGGCAUUGAUCUGUUACAUCUUAUAUUUGUAAAUUCUCUGUUGAGAAUCCAGAAUUGUCUUGUGUAGUCCUGUCACCCGUGUUAGGUUGACACCUGAGAAUGUUGAUGUUAAUGUUGAGCACAGCUGUUACCUUUGUUGGCAUUAAGAUUCAGAAAUAGGGUGAGAAGGUUUAAAAACAUGGAAACAAAAAUACCUAAAAAUACGCAAACAAGUUACACGUAAAACAUACGGAAACAAAAAACACAUAAAGGUCCAUCUUGAUCUUAUUUUAAUUGCUUUUGGUUCUCUGAUACUAGAAUGCUCCAUAGUGACAGUCCAGUUCAGAGAAGGCACAUUGUAUAAAUCCAAUUCUUGCUUUGAUAACUAUUAGGAUCUUGUUUUGUUUUGUGUUUGAAUUUCUUGCCGAGCUAGUCCCUUUAUAUGAAACAAUCCUUCCGCUCCUUUGGAGUAUAAAAACUAGUUCCAUAUAACCCAACUUCAGUGUCAAAAGUAGAGGGUCCAAAUCUUUGAGAACAGUGUGGGGGAAACUCCCAUCGGGAGCCAGGCAAGGAGGACUUGUCUGGGUAUUCUAAUGUGAAACAAACGUAGCUCGGUCUCCAGGAGGCCUAGGUGGAAGGUUGAUAGCAUCUGUACAUUUUGGAUAUCAUUAGAAUUCCCAGUUUUGGAAAUUUCGGAUCAAGGAUCACAUACUGCUUUGCCUUUUUUUUUUUUCCGGUGAAGAAAGACUCUUUCGCUGCUCUGUCAGCGGUGAUGACCACCGUAUGCACCUCAGGAAAUGCUGAGGUGAAGGGAGAGGCCGCCCAGCUUCCGCACACCAGCUAGCUUGCUAUCCUAAGUGAGUCCCAGGCGGACAACAGCGAAAUCCUUACGCAAAGUACGUUUUAUUACCGCUGGUACAUUUUACUGGGGGUGAUCUGGAAGAAUUCAUGUGGAUUCAGUAUGUUCUCCAUCCAGACGAUUCAGCCAGUAAUUUCUACAUUGCAGAGUCCUCUCCUUUAAAGGCUCAUAGAAAACUGGAUCCCGAGCUUUUAAUCCUAAUAAGCAUAGUAGAAAUUAGCUUUCUAUGGGAAUGCUUUAGUUUCCAUAGUUGACAGGCUCAUACUCAGUCCUCAUGUGAACAAGAUGAAGGUAAACACAGAGACAGCACAUACUGCCAGUUAGAGGACAUGUCGACCACACCCGCAGUGGGUGAUUUCUCACCAGUGGGUAUUAUUUGAACGAAACAUGAGAUGCUGAAGAUAAAAUGUUGCUCUGUAAUAGUCUACUUUUGAAGGAUGGAAUGGUAACUAUUGUUUUUCCAUCCUCCUUCUUUUUGAGAGAAGAAGGUAUGUCACGUGAUCCUCUUGAAGGUACGUUUCUGAUUGCACGCUGACUGGAGUGCUGUCUUUGUGUAUAUGGACCAAUGAUGAGAUUUGCAGGAUGAAGAUUCAGGACUAGCUCAUAGCCUUUCACCUAACUGGAUGUUGGAUCUUAAGUCCUGCGUCUCUGAAGUAAUUCUGCCACUCGAUAGAAUUCUCAAGGGUCCCCAACAGACUCCUUUAGAAGGACCGAUUCUGUUCCUAGAACUUACCUAGAAUUCGUUCUUCACUGGGAAGAAAAAUGACAAAAGCAUCUCCCUCCCAGUCUCACUCCCCAGUCUGCACAGUUACAUGUAGCGAGUACUACAAGGUCUGGCCAGAAGACUUGUAAAUAGCGUGAGGUGAUGUCUUAUGACCAAACAGUGGGAUGUACAGGUCGAGAAGCUCCCUGAAGCCGUCAGCUCAGCUCAGCUCACAAGCCUGAGUUUAAAAGGGUGCCAGUCUCCCCUCCACACGUUAAUACUGUACGGUCCAAACCCCUAGGACUCCUGAACAUCCGGGCAGAUUUGUGCUUUGAGCCACUUUUUGACAGAAAUGGCUCCAUUUUUCCACUCUGUGGUUUUCUUAAAAUAGUUCAGUGUUUUAUAGUCUGGUAGUAAAGUAGUGUUGCUUUCUAAGCUGCAACAGUUGACUUUAUUCUUCUACUCUGAAAAAUCUUGACUUGUUUGAGUGUAUAUAAUAUAUAUAAAGGGAGCCUUAAUGGAUUUGUUUUCAUAAUUUAAUAUUUUUUGUAUUUGCUCUUGUAUAAUUGUUUUUAAUGGAAAGUAUUACAGAACUGAGGGUGGAAUUCUUAGAACCAAAGUUAUUCUUAAUAAAAAUCACCACGCGCUUGGACCACG
This is a messenger RNA of Panthera uncia (snow leopard), 4108 nucleotides long. It is a transcript of the gene FAM107B, whose product is annotated as family with sequence similarity 107 member B. The transcript is spliced from 4 exons. The record is from RefSeq and is a predicted model, not a curated record. NCBI's taxonomy places the organism in Eukaryota, Metazoa, Chordata, Mammalia, Carnivora, Felidae. Bases 942 to 1439 code for a protein of 165 amino acids.